Molecule: messenger RNA, 1777 nt
Organism: Habropoda laboriosa
Lineage: Eukaryota; Metazoa; Arthropoda; Insecta; Hymenoptera; Apidae
Product: major facilitator superfamily domain-containing protein 1-like
Exons: 7
Coding region: 244-1761 (505 amino acids)
Biological process (GO): transmembrane transport
Cellular component (GO): lysosome
Molecular function (GO): transmembrane transporter activity
Source: RefSeq, a predicted model, not a curated record
UGGCAGCGUACCUAACUUGUUUAAGUUAGUUAAUCGGCAGCGUUCACGAGCUGAUCUCCUCAAUCCUCUUUUUUCUGAAUCGAGUCACAGCUGUUUCAUUUUAAAGAGGGAUUGGCUCGUGCGUGUUCGAUCAAUGUGUAAUGAUCAGUACAGUGAACUCGAGUGAACGUCUACAAUUCGGGGCACCUGUGGCUGUGCCAGCCGCUUGUAAACAUUGAAAUAUCGCUACGACUCGACGUAACAAUGGAAGGAGGCAUAUUAGAAAGUCCAGACACCACUCUGGACGGAUCCGACGAUGAAAUCGCCUUGCAAGGAUUCUGUAGUCCUAAAAAGCUACCGCAUAGGUGUCUCGGACUAGCAUUGAUGUGCUUAUUAGGCAUUGGUUCGUUUUUCUGUUUCGACAGUCCUGGCGCCCUUCAAGAUAAUUUUAAAGUUGACCUGCACAUGUCUACUAGCCAAUUCGUUUUACUUUAUUCCAUUUACUCAUGGCCAAAUGUGAUUUUGUGUUUUGUUGGUGGAUUUUUGCUGGACAGUGUGUUUGGUAUACGUUUAGGAACAGUUGUAUACAUGGCACUCACUUUGGUUGGUCAAAUCAUAUUUGCAACUGGAGCUAUGGUGAAUACUUUUUGGGUAAUGAUGCUUGGCCGCUUUAUUUUUGGUAUUGGUUCAGAAUCCUUAGCUGUUGCUCAGAACAAUUAUGCUGUUCUGUGGUUCAAGGGAAAGGAGGUCAACAUGGUGUUUGGUUUGCAAUUGAGUUUUGCUCGAGUUGGAUCAACUGUUAACUUUUUAGUAAUGGAACCACUUUAUAAUUACGUAUCUCAGUAUUACAAAGGACCUAAAUGUAUUGGCAUAGUUCUUUUUAUUGCUACUCUAACUUGUGUGGGUUCUAUGAUCUGUGCAUGUAUACUGGGUAUUAUGGAUAAGCGUGCUGAGAGAUUAUUAAGGAGGGGGGAGGGACAAGAACCCAAGGUUGUUAACUUAACAGAUGUUAAGUACUUUAAGCCAAUAUUUUGGUUAAUUACUAUUAUUGCCGUAGCUUAUUACAUUGCGAUAUACCCGUUCAUCGCCUUAGGAAAAGUAUUUUUUGAACGGAAAUACGCGAUGGACCCAUCAAGUGCAAAUACAGUUAAUUCUCUGCUAUAUUUCAUAUCAACUGUUGCAUGUCCCAUUUUGGGCUGUAUUGUUGAUAGAAGUGGAAAACACGUUUUUUGGGUAUUUAUUAGUAUUGUUGCAACUACAGUGGCUCAUGGACUAUUUGCAUUCACAUAUGUAAAUCCUUAUGUAUGCAUGAUUCUUAUGGGAUUGUCAUACUCUAUGCUAGCUAGUAGUUUAUGGCCAUUGAUUUCUCUUGUUAUCCCAGAAUACCAGCUUGGCACUGCUUUUGGAAUUGCACAGGCUGUACAAAAUCUGGGUUUGGCCAUAGUUUCAAUUUUAGCUGGUAUAAUUGUUGACCGGGGUGGAUACUUCAUGCUUGAGAUAUUUUUUUUGGGUUGGCUGUGGAUUGCGUUGAUAACCGCCAUUGCAAUGUGGGUGUUGGAUGUAGCAACCAACGGUGGUUAUCUCAAUAUGACGCCAGGUCAAAAAGAACAAUACGAGAAAAGUGAGAGUCUCGAAAGAGAGAGAUUAUUAGGUCCAGAAUCGACUUCAGAUUUAUCGACUGACGAUCUUUUGCCAUCACCAUCUGACAUUUGCAUUAGAAAUCGUAUUGGGGACAUGAUACCACCCAACAUGAAGGUACCGAUUCAUCGACCACUACGAUGAUGCAUUUUAUUUAGAG